Hyalella azteca is the source of this 4326-nucleotide messenger RNA. RefSeq lists its product as uncharacterized. The transcript has 16 exons. The record is from RefSeq and is a predicted model, not a curated record. Bases 394 to 4197 code for a protein of 1267 amino acids. NCBI's taxonomy places the organism in Eukaryota, Metazoa, Arthropoda, Malacostraca, Amphipoda, Hyalellidae.
CCAAAAGAUGUACGUCUAACCACAGCCGACAACUUAUUACAGAUUCUAUCCAUUUUUUUACAAUGAAGAUCGCUGCUCAGUAAAUGAAGUAAACACGGAUGGACUGAAUCUGUCUCAGUCUAGCCGUCUUCCAACAAGUGAUCGUUGAGACAACAGAAGAAGUCACUGAAAUAAAGAGAGUCUAACAGAGUUGAACUCUUGGCUUCGGUGGGAGUGCCAGCUCCUAAACACCACGAACUACGAUAUGGAUCCAUCACUAUAUCGCUGCAUUGCGCGUUAAAUUUGACGCGCCAAUCGCAUGCACUAAAAUCUAAUGUAUCAUUUUUGGGUUCAUAAAUAGUAGCUUUGACUGAACAGAAUCUCAACUUGCAUUACGCAGGGACAAGGUGUGAAAUGGCGUCCGCAGCUGCUGCAUCAGCAACUGUUUUCCAAGAAAUGGAAACCAUUCACAAAGCCCUGGAAGCAAUUAUGAUUUUAUGCCCCAAGUACAUAUGCAAACUUCUAGCUUUGGAGUGCUGGGAUAAAGACAUCAAUGAUACCUAUAAGGUAUACCUGGAAAAAUGUCGAGGCAGCCCCUUCAGUCAAACUGAAUGGAAGAAGCUCUGCGGCUUCUCGUGCAAAACUUUAGAAACGAAGAAGACUCCCGACGACUUUGACAUGACUGCGUUACACCAGUUAUUUUUGAUCAUCUUUGAGAUUAAGAAUGACGGGAGAAACUCUACUGAGAUGAGACAGAAAUUGAAGGAAGUGAAGGACGUUAGAAAUGACCUCAUGCAUGGCGCAAAAUCAAUCAAAGACCCAAACAAGUUUGGGGAAAUAGAAGCAAAAAUGUUCGGGUUGCUCGAAGAAGCUAAACGCUUUUAUCCCUUUCAUUUGACUGAGAUAACCUCCUUGGAACACGAGCUGCAACUCGAAAUAAAGAGCGGCUUUUCUCCCGGGGGAAGAAAGUUGGCUUAUGACAGCUACUGCGUUCUUACUGAAGGGAAAGAAAUCGCAAAUUUCAAUUUCCAUAAAUACGCAGAAGAAGACCUACCAUUCGACGUCGGGCGAGUAAAAAGGUCCGAAGUGUUUCAUCCACUCGAAGUAACACUACAAGACGAGGAAGACAACACACUCCCAUUUCAAGACAUAUUCUAUUCGUCAAAAGAGGAAAUCACAAUUGUUUCGGGCGUCGUAGGAGCUGGUAAGACAACUUUACUCAAAAACAUAACCCAACAAUUCUCAGAAUCACAACCUAACUUUCCGAGUUACCUGCAAAGUUUUGAAAUCCUCCUGUACAUCGAAUGCAGGGACAGAACUACCCAAAGUUUGCAGCAAGUCGUCAGGGAACAUUUUGGUAGUGUCUGCGUUAAGCUUGGAGAAGACAGUGUUUUACAAGCACUCUCACAGCUCCACGUGCUAUUUCUGGUCGAUGGGUUUGACGAGCGUAAUGCAGCAUCGAUGGCAGUUUUGCGUGAGCUCUUACAAAAAUCGUGGCACUCAGACUCACGAAUUCUCAUCACGACCCGUCCUCAGGCACACGGGGAUCUGAAGAAAUUCAUUACCCAAAAUAACUGCAAAUUCUCAGAGUUCAAGAUUGCCCCCAUUUCUGAGCUACUAGAGCAGUUGAAGUUUAUGGAGAGAUACGUACUCAGUCUGACCAAUGACCAAGCUUCCGCAUUAGCAAUUCAAGAUCGAUUCUCCAAGCUUGACCCUGAGCUACAAAGAUUCUUUACGGAGCCAAUAACUUUGUUGCACUUUUGCUCUAUGUACAUGGAUUCUCCAGAAAAGAUCAACUCUUGGAAGAGCAUCAACGACGUGUCUAGGGACACAUUACAGCUACAAAAGAUCAUUGUGUCUGCAAAGCUCAGUGAUGUCGCUUUCGCCAACAAAGAAUUCCUGGUUGAGGACUUGUUCUUGGUUGUUGGCCAGUGGGCUUUGGAGUUCCUGUCCUGCAACCAGAUCACCUUCACAGACGAUGAACUCAUGCGCUUAAAGCGACAAUGCCACGAAACAAUCUUGCAUCACGGAGCCGGCAAGGAAGUUGAUGGUGCAGUGUUCCUAAACUCAAUGCUGAGGGUGAGAAAAUCGCUUGCUGGGAGCGCCACCUCGACCUACUCCUUUGCACAUAAGUCAGUUCAAGAAAGGCUGGCAGCGUCUUACGUGACGACGCGCAUGAUGGACCACGGUGAUUCUCUAUUAGAAAUUAUAACCAAUGCCAGCCAGGGUAUUCGAUCAUUUGAGAAAUUCCCCUGCAUGAGUGAAACUGAUCCAGCCUCCGUCGAGCACAGCCACUACGAACAGCUGCUGGAAGUGCUGUUGUACGUCAUGCAGGAUCUGAGCACCAGUUCAAGACAGUUCCAGAAGCGUUGGCCUGAAUUAAGGGACGCUAUCACUGCUGCUGGCGUCACCAGCGGCGCCGACUGGCAGAACUUGCUGUUGCGGAGUCCUGAAAUCACCGAGCUUGCCAAGCACGCGGCCGCGAUCACUAUCAAUGAGUCUAAAUUAUGGCAUGUGCAAACCGCUCGCGAGGUGUCGACAGUAGCACUGAUGUUGCCACAUGUGCAGCCUGAAUUCAUCCACGUCGAAGUUCCACCCGGAGUGUUGAGUGCUGUGGCUUCCAAGUGGUCAAAUUUGACUCAAUUGCACAAUGGCCAAAUAAAGCUGGACUUCCUGAAAGUUUCACAGACGGGUCCUGAUCCCUGUGACGAUCUGCUCAAAAGCUUUCAAGGCUCAAGGUGUAAGCUCGUGGAGUUGAGGAGCAGCAUCAGCAGCACAGAUGCCGUCGAAGCAGUAGCUUCAGUUUCGACGGCGGACACAACACUGUUGAAGUUCUCACUAGCCGCACCCCUUAAUAUGGAAGCUCUGCAGGGCAAAUACAAGAGACUAAUUGUAAAAAUAUGGCCAUUGGAUGAUGCUUGGGCUACGCUGCCUGAGGCCUCCAAGUCCCCGUCUUGUGAAGAGGAGCAAGGCCCUGCGGCUGACAAGAGCAAGGUUCCCAGCGGCCGUCUGCCAGCCGAGGCACCGCCGCACGUGUGGGUGUACGGGGUCAAGUCUGGCAGUGGGAGAGCUGUCGCCCGGGCUAUACGUGCAAUAGCUCCUCUCACCAAAAGACUGGACGAUUUAUCGCUGCUUAACUGCAAGUUGGAAGAGGAGGAGGUGCUGCAGCUGUUGGUGCAGCUGCAUGGCGAUGGCAUUAGAAGCACUGAUGGCGGCCAAACACGAUUCACCCAAAACACCCACCAGCUCCUGGACGAUGACGUCGUGACGCUUUGCAUCGCCGACGUUCUCCCCGACUUUACCAGGACGGCGAGCGUGAUGCGCCAAGUCCUCGCCCAGCUGCAGUCCAGUAACGCCGAGGACUUGGAGGCCCAGUGGCCGAGGAUGCAGCGAGACAUGCAGGAAGCGGGUGCCUGCGCGCGGCACUGGCGGGAGGCGCUGCGGUGUUGUCCGCACCAAACUGCCAUCGUCGAGACCGCUGCACGGGCCACCCUCGUAGAAGACAAACAAUUCAUGAUCAAGAGCCAUAGUGACGUUGAAGCAGUCGCCCUGAUGCUCACUCACGCCCCAAACGCGACCGUGAAAGUGAACACGUCACCGGCAGCUCUUAGCACCCCCGCGUGGCGGGAGAUUGUCCAGCACCACAGCCCUGGGGGCAGGGUCUUGCAUCUCGACCUCCUGAACUUGAGCCUGGAGUUCCAGCCUUGUGACGACGUGCUCCUGCCUCUGAUGGGCAGCAGCUGCCGGAUUGAAAGCUUCCGCGGUUGCCUAAAGACGGCGGCAGGCGUGGCAGCGCUGGCAGCAGUCGCCGCCUCGGCGUACGUGCACCUCCGCCUCGAGGCUCGUCUGGACCUCAGCCUCCUGCAGGGCAAAUGUACUUUCCUCUGCGUUUACACGCCCGUGAUUGAAGGCUUCGAGGAAGCUGUGCCUCUGCCGGCCCAGCCUCCGCCCAGGCUGGUGGUUCUGGACGCUGCAGCAGGAGGCCGGGAGGCUGUGGCCCAGACGGUGCUUGCCUACGCUCCUAGCAACAAGAGGUACGGGGCAAUUUCUCUGGCGAGGUCAGCGCUAAGCACGAAGUCAGAGCGACGGCUGUUGGCGUUGCUGCACGAAGAGCUCAUAAGAACCAACGACUCUGGCACCACGCGCAGCGAGCCUUACAAAGACGGCUGGCGACGACUUCGCAUCUGCGACGAUCCUCCGGGAACUCUCGUAAAUUGAGCCCAGCAGGAACGGAAAGAAGAAAUACAUAGAAGCAAAGUUGGAAAAUUAUUCAUUCAGAACAAACUGUUCGAAUCGUAAUUAUAACUUUUUAGCGCAUUUUCUCAUUUAUGGAAAGAAAUGCGCUAU